AUGGUAUCUGAAGGAGUGGUAUUUGGUGCCGCCGAUUAUGUUGUGUUUGCUCUUGUGCUGGCGGUGUCUGCAGCAAUCGGGGUAUUUUAUGCAUUUUGGGGAAACAGACAGAAAACAACGGGAGAGUUUCUGAUGGGAGGACGAGAUAUGAAAAUUGUGCCCGUCGCCAUUUCCAUCCUCGUGUCCUUCAUGUCCGCCAUCUUGAUUCUGGGAACCCCUGCUGAGAUGUAUCGAGAAGGGACGCAGUACUACCUGUACACGUUUGGAUUAAUUGGUGCCAUUGUGAUAUCUGCCGUGUUGUACGUCCCCCUCCUGUAUCCGCUGAAGUACACAAGCUCAUUUGAGUAUCUGGAGAAACGCUUCAACUCCCGGGCUGCCAGACUGACGGGAACAGGCAUGAUGAUAGUCAAACAAGUGACGUAUAUGGGCGUGGUGUCAUUGGCUCCGUCGACAGCGUUAGAAGCAGUCACUGGCUUUCCAACAUGGGCCACGAUAAUCACAGUCGGCCUGGUGUCCACGUUCUACACCUGUCUGGGAGGAAUGAAAGCAGUUGUGUGGGCAGACGUUUUUCAGUCCGUUGUGAUGCUUGCCGGGAUACUAGCUAUAAUCGUCAGAGGAGCGUAUGUCGUGGGAGGAUUGGGUGAGGUGUGGAGAGUGAACGAAGAAUGGGGGAGGAUUCAGUUCUUUGACUUUGACCCCGACCCAACUGUGCGUCAGUCCUUCUGGUCACUGGUCAUCGGAACGGCGAUCACCUGGUCCUAUACCUACGGCCUGAGUCAGGUGACCGCCCAGCGGUACAGCAUGCUGCCCACACUGCAGCAAGCGAGACUAUCAGUGAUUCUGAACAUUGUCGGGGUCAUCCUGCUGAUGACCUCCGUGUGUCUGGCAGGGAUCAUCAUGUUUGCGUACUACGCUAAGAAAGGAUGUGAUCCGCUGUUUGCGAAAAAAGUCAGCAACGCGAACCAAUUGAUGGCCUACUUUGUGCUUGAGGUGCUGGGGUACCCCGGGGUCCCGGGACUGUUCAUCGCCUGUCUCUUCUGUGGGGCACUCAGCACAAUGUCCUCCUCCCUGAGCGCCCUGGCUGCCGUGUUCUGGGAGGACGUCCUAAAACCUCCCCUUGGGGACAAACUAACAGAGGCCCAGAAAACACUCACCACCAAGCUGCUUGUGCUGGUUUUCGGUGGUGCGGGUAUUGGCGUGUCCUUCCUUACAAUACACCUAGGUGGAACAAUCUUACAGGUGUGUCUCAGCUUCACGGGUGCGGCUGCUGGUCCCCUGCUGGGGAUGUUCAUCCUCGGCGCCUUCUUCCCGUGGUCCAACUGGCUGGGAGCUGUGGUCGGCGGUGUUCUGGGGCUGGUGUUUCCUCUGUGGAUCUCUAUAGGAGCCUACACAGUUGUAGGAACACCGUCUGGCCUUGAGUACCCCACCCACAACUGCAGCAUCCCCAACAUCACCAUGACGACCACAAUGUCCACCGUCAUGCCAACAGAUGAAGCCGCUGUGCAGCAGUGAGUACGCUGAUGUCGU
This is a messenger RNA of Haliotis rufescens (red abalone), 1527 nucleotides long. RefSeq names its product sodium-coupled monocarboxylate transporter 1-like. Gene Ontology annotation, molecular function: symporter activity. The transcript has 13 exons. Gene Ontology annotation, biological process: sodium ion transport; transmembrane transport. Gene Ontology annotation, cellular component: membrane. The record is from RefSeq and is a predicted model, not a curated record. Lineage: Eukaryota; Metazoa; Mollusca; Gastropoda; Lepetellida; Haliotidae. Bases 1 to 1512 code for a protein of 503 amino acids.